AAACCAAAUUUCAGGUAUGUUUAUCUACUAAUAGCACUUAAUAAAAAUAAAAAUAAAUUCCCAUCCCCUUUAAGGCAACGAUGACGAAGAAGAACGAUGGUCUCUUCCUCCUUGAGGUGCUCAUUGAUAAAAUUGUGUUUGUGAAAAGCCCCUGUUUUUCUGAUAAGGACUUCAGAACAUGUGUCAACAUACAAUGUCCAGGAGUUGAACCUCUAGAGAUAUGUGAUGAUGAAACCGGCUCGUGCAUAGCCAAAAGCACCGGUCCUUUUAUAAAAUCAUUCAAUAAUGGGAAGUCUUGCCUAUUUUCGCUCACAGAGAGUGACAUUUCCACUGCCAUGACAAAAUAUCCAAUUAAGGUGUUAGUCUACAAAUCCCUACCAUGUGGUUGUCUGCCCACCAAAAUAAAUAUGGGAGAAUGUGAAAUUGAUUUGACAAAAGAAUUCGUAGAAGCACGCAAAACCUUUCUGGAAGAUCCGACUAAUGUCAGCUAUCAAGCUCUUAAAGACUCUUUUCGGAUCGUUGGGGCUGAUGGUACAGAAACUGGGGAAAUCGUAAUGUUUUUACGUAUAUCUUGUUUUGGGAAGCUUAUCAUCACUAAAUUCCAAGGACCAGGAAGUCCACAAAACUUAGACGCUGGAAGAAGUUCUGCCAUCGUUGAUAGAUCAUGCACACCGAACAAGGCUUUUCAAAGUAUACAAGAUCCAUGCGCAUGUGGUGCAGCACGAGGCAUGAUUGGUGGUAAAAAUUUAGCAGGACAGCCUUGCAAUGAUAAAGGUGGAAACGGAGUGUGUCCACCAGCUAGAGACCCUUAUAAUAGCAUGCCUUGUGAAGAUCCUGAUGAUCCUUGUUACUGUUCGGGACCAAAAGCGCAAGUCAAGGAUCAAAUGGUGUGUCGAAAUACAGAUCAGUAUUGCUUACACGUGCCCAAAGGUACUCUGCCGAAGAUGCCGUUCUACCAAAAUUUGAUGACUAAACAAAUGAAGAACCUAAACAAUAGCAUGCAAGAGAGUGUUUUAGAUACAAUACAAGUAUUGGACUAUUCGUAUCAAAUACCUUUUGAAGUGGAUAGACAAAAUACUUUCGGUACCGAAUUGAAAUCAGACACAUCUACGAUAACACUGAAAUCAAAUAAACGCUCAAUGUCCUUCUUCAAAAAAUCUAAAUACGGUUGGAAAUCUAAUACAUCGGUUUUGAAUUUACCUAUUCAAUAUAGCAGUACUACAGAUGCUGGUAUAUUUGGUACUAAGGAAACUGCAGUAUACAUGACUUUGUCAGAUGAUUUUUGUCGUCAUCGAACUUCGAGUACUCAAGCAACAGCAUCAAUAAAUAAAUGUUUUCAAGUAAGUAACGAAUGGAUGCCCUUUUCACCAAGUACCAACGCCACAUCUACAGAUUACUGUUCAUCUUGCACUAUACCAUACCAUUGGCAAAAACAUGUAAUUCCAGAUGAGUUAUUGAACACUAACAUAUAUUUUUUUGGAAGAAAAAAAGACGAACGUAAACAAAAGGGGAUGGGACAAAAAUCACAAUCACAUACUAAGCUACAAAAAACCAGUCAAACUUCAACUCAUGCAUUACGGUCAAAGGGAUCUGAUUCAAGUACUUCAAUAAACAAAUCCAAAGAUGCGAAAUUUAAACUAAUUCCGGCUAAAACUUCGAAAGGCGCAGCAACAGCUGCAAGCACCAAAACUGUAACUAUUAAAGAUGAAAAACAGUUGAAACCAUGCCCAGCUUUGGGAGGAACGACUAAAGGAGAUAUGAUGGUCACUGUUUCUCAUAUAAAAAUUGGCCCUAAAGAAACAUGUCCUACUCAUGGUAAUGAACCUUGUCAAGGCCCAAAAUGUGUGCUAGCAUCAUCUGGAGAAGAGCAAGGGCCAGUAAAAGUUACAACGGUAAAUAAUCCAAGAAGGGGAGUAUUUGAAAUAGUUAUUAGGAAGUUGACAGGAGCACCAUUAGCGAGAAAUGAAUUGAUGUUAGAAUGGACUCCACCACCGUCUCGAACUCCAACAUGUAGUGGACUUUGUCCAGUACCUUGUUUUCCACCUAGCCCUUAUAGACCACCAAAAUGUAAGUUAAUAGUUUGCCGACCCUUAUCUUGCAAGCCGAAAUGUUGUAAGAAAAAAUCAUGUGGACGUAUACCAUGUCGCACACUGCCUUGCAAACCUCGUAGAAAGUAUUGCAAAACUUCAUGUUGUGCCAACCCAUGUAGUUCAUGUAACCCAUGUAAGCCUUGCCCCCCACCUUCGUGUGGCCCUGCUUCGUGCUCACCCCCAUGCGGCAGACCUGCAUGCACUUCACCAUGCAAAAGUUCACCAUGCCUUAAGCCUUGUCUUGUAGGAAGGAAGCGUUACCGCAAGUCUCGCAGCCAACCUAAAAUUAAAUCACAUCGAAAAAAGAUUUCACCCUGCUGCAAUCGUUCUAGAAUAUGCCCCGUCGUGCGCUGCCGCAGUGUACCUGGCCCACGCAUCAAGGGUGCACCAUUUUGCUUACCGCGUAAGUGUUGUUCAGUCGGUCUAUGCCAACCUACUAAAAGUGCUUGCUCGUCUUGCUGUGGAUGAUUGAAAUAUAUAUGACAA
Molecule: messenger RNA, 2576 nt
Organism: Pararge aegeria (speckled wood butterfly)
Lineage: Eukaryota; Metazoa; Arthropoda; Insecta; Lepidoptera; Nymphalidae
Exons: 3
Coding region: 81-2558 (825 amino acids)
Source: RefSeq, a predicted model, not a curated record